Alternaria rosae is the source of this 1186-nucleotide messenger RNA. Its product is annotated as optic atrophy 3 protein-domain-containing protein. The transcript is spliced from 2 exons. The record is from RefSeq and is a predicted model, not a curated record. Gene Ontology annotation, biological process: regulation of lipid metabolic process. Gene Ontology annotation, cellular component: mitochondrion. The coding region runs from base 212 to 1000 and encodes 262 amino acids. NCBI's taxonomy places the organism in Eukaryota, Fungi, Ascomycota, Dothideomycetes, Pleosporales, Pleosporaceae.
UCGCCGUCGGUGGAUCUCCGGCAGCGCAAGGCAGCAUCGAUUUGAACAUCGAACCUGCAGCCAUGCGCAACACCACGAAUAAUCUUACACCACAUCGCUCUACAGUCCUUCCGAUGCGUCUAUCUCUAUGAAGCUUGCGAUGCACAGCCGUCCGUCGGUCAAUUGCCUCCAUACCUCCCCGCGACCAUCCGAAACGCUCUCGUAACCAAAUAUGUCUCUCACGCUCAAGGUCACAUCACUGUUCGUCAGAACGCUUGCAAAGCCUGUAGCAAAUGCCAUCAAGCGCAAUGCCCACGAACACGAUCGAUUUCGCCGGAUAUGCGUCAAAUUCGCCCAAGGUCUGCAUCGCGUCGAUAUGCGCAUGCGCCUCGGCCUCCUCCAGGAUCCUGCUGUUAUCGACAGACAGAUUAAGAAGGAAGUCCAGUUAGCAGAAGCCGCGCGGAAAAAAGCAGCUGCCCCCACGGUCCUUACCGAAGAGGAGAUGAAAGCGGAAGAAGCGCUCACGGAGAAGGAACGCGAAGCAAUCAAGAAGAAGACUGAAGAGAGAAUCAAGCCGCGUAUCCGACCUUUAUCCGAGCAAAAAGCCAUCGAGAUGGGCGCCAAUUUCGCUGCCGAGACCUUCAUAUUCGCUGUUGGAAUUGCUGUAAUCCUCGUCGAGCAAUGGAGGCAAAGAAGGAAGGCACGGAAUGCCAGAGACGAUAUAAGAGAAGAUUUAGAGGAGGUGCAGGCUGAGCUCAAAGCAGUCAAGGCAGAAUUUGAGGAGUUCAAAGCGAAGCACCCGGAGCCCGCAUCCUCAAAGUUACUAGGGUUCUUCACGGGCAGUGGGAAGAAGGAAGACAAGAAGCCUGAAGCCGUGAGCGCCGAAGCGAAGCCAGCACAUGUCGAGGCUCAACCGGAUGCUGCCCAAUGGACGAAUGCUACAUCUGCAACGCACGAGCAGUCGCCAGCCGAUAAGCCCUCACAACAUAAGGAUCUAGGGAUGUACACUCGGGAAGCGUAGAUGUGUACAUCUUACGGGCAUACAUUCUCUAGGCUCGGCUCAUGGUUAUACCAUGUUGAGAGCGUUAUCUGGAUACACUCCUCUCAUAUACCCAACACAAUCAUAGAAGCAUGAAGUUUUCCAUUACCGUGUCGCGACCCCACGAUCUUCUGUGUUCAGCCUCUUAUCCUAAUUUGACGUUUUGUU